AGUGUGGGCAAAUCCUCGUCAGCGCCCGCUUUGUCCCCUGCCGCCGAGACUGCGAGCUGCGAGCGAGGCGCCAUGGCGGAAACCCCACUGAUUCCUCGCGUCAGGCUCGGCACCCAGGGACUGGAGGUGUCCAAGCUGGGGUUCGGGUGCAUGGGCCUGACGGGCGCGUACAACUCCCCGCUCGGCGAAGACGCCGGGAUCGCCGUCAUCGCGCACGCCUUCCGCCGCGGCGUCACCUUCUUCGACACCUCCGAUGUCUACGGCCCCCACACUAACGAGACCCUCCUCGGCAAGGCGCUGAAGCAGCUGCCGCGGGAGCAGGUGCAGGUGGCCACCAAGUUCGGGAUCCGGCGGGACACCUUCGGCACGGGCACCGUGUGCGGCCGCCCGGAGUACGUGCGUGCCUGCUGCGAGGCCAGCCUUCGCCGCCUCGGCGUGGACUACAUCGACCUCUACUAUCAGCACCGCAUAGACACCACCAUUCCCAUCGAGGACACGAUUGGUGAGCUCAAGAAGCUGGUGGAGGAAGGGAAGGUCAAGUACAUUGGGCUGUCGGAGGCGAGCCCCGACACUAUCAGGCGUGCUCACGCCGUGCACCCGAUCACCGCCGUGCAGAUGGAGUGGUCUCUGUGGUCUCGCGACAUCGAACCUGAGAUUGUGCCUCUAUGCAGAGAAUUGGGGAUUGGAAUUGUUCCUUACAGCCCGAUUGCUCGUGGGUUUUUCGGUGGAAGAGGGGUCACGGAACAAGUGCCUGCUGAAUCUAAUCUGAAAGGACACCCACGGUUUUCAGCAGAAAAUCUGGAGAAGAACAAGAUUCUUUAUCUGAAAAUGGAAGAACUAGCCAAGAAGCACCAGUGCAGCCCUACUCAACUAGCUUUAGCUUGGGUUCUGCAUCAAGGGGAUGAUGUGGUUCCAAUACCAGGGACAACUAAGAUCAAGAAUCUAGACUCCAACAUUGACUCCUUUAAGCUAAAGCUAACAGAAGAUGAGCUGAAAGAAAUUAGCGACCAGAUACGCGAAGAAGAUGUGGCCGGCGGGAGGCAAUAUGCGUUCUUUGCGCAUACCACCUGGAAAUAUGCAGACACACCAAAGAAGUAAACGUACAAAAUAUUUUGGAGACAGUGAUAUGCGCGAACAAAACAACCAUUGCAUGGUAUCUGCUAUUGUGCUGAUUGGUGGUGCCUGAAUCUUGCGAAUGCCCCUCCUAAAUAAUGUACUCCCUCCGUCCCUAAAAAAGCUGCUCAAGUUUAUCUAGAUACGGAGGUAUAUAGACACAUUUUAGUUAUAGAUACGUCCGUAUCUAGAAAAUGUUGAGCGGCUUUUUUAAAGACGGAGGAAGUACUACGAAUAAAAACAGAUGUACCAUCUCCAUGAACCAUGUAAUUUUCUAUCUUCUAGUGUAAGAUAAGACUGAGACUAUACUAGAUACUAGUUGAAUGCCCGUAGGUUUGCUACGGCUCAUUAUUUUUUCGUCAUUAUACAUGUAAAACAUAAUCCAUGUGAAAAUUUUGGUGGCAUGGAGAAAACAAAUGAAAAACUAUUUUUUUAUCAAUAUUUCAACGGCAGCAUCAUCCAGCCGUUUGGUUUACUCAA
Messenger RNA from Lolium perenne, 1593 nucleotides. RefSeq names its product probable aldo-keto reductase 1. The record is from RefSeq and is a predicted model, not a curated record. Lineage: Eukaryota; Viridiplantae; Streptophyta; Magnoliopsida; Poales; Poaceae. Gene Ontology annotation, cellular component: cytoplasm.